CGGGGUUGGCUUCUCCUCCCCUUCCGGUUCGGUUCUGGUUCGGGUCCGAGAGUAGCUAGCCUAGCCUAGUUAGGGUUUCCUUAGUAGUUCGUGGGAGAGUGAGAUGGCGGACGGCGGCGCGGAGUACCGGUGCUUCGUCGGCGGGCUCGCCUGGGCCACCGACGACCGCGGCCUCGAGCAGGCCUUCAGCCAGUACGGCGAGAUCCUCGACGCUAAGAUCAUCAACGACCGCGAGACGGGCCGCUCCCGCGGCUUCGGAUUCGUCACCUUCGCUACCGACGAGGCCAUGCGCAACGCCAUCGAGGCCAUGAGCGGCAAGGAGCUCGACGGCCGCAACAUCACCGUCAACGAGGCCCAGUCCCGCCGCUCCGGCGGUGGGGGCGGAGGCGGAGGCGGCUACGGCGGCCAGCGCGGCGGAGGCGGCUACGGAGGUGGCGGCGGCGGCUACGGCGGCGGCGGUGGCGGCUACGGCGGUGACCGCGGUGGUGGUGGCUACGGCGGCGACCGUGGUGGCGGCUACGGCCAGGGCGGCGGCGGCGGUGGCUAUGGCGGCCAGCGCGGCGGCGGAGGCUACGGCGGUGGCGGCGGCUACGGUGGCGGUGGCGGCGGCGGCGACCGCUGGAACUGAGCGCUGGGGCCUGCUAUCUCGGCCAGUCAUCUCGUCUUCAAGUUAUCCCUAGUUUAUCAUCGGUCGGUCCUGUUACUGGUUUCUGCUGUGUCUGUUGUCGGUGUCGUGUUUUUGAUCGGGAGCUCGAGUGGUUUGGGUGACAAAGUAACUUUGAGUUCUGGUUCUGGUUCCGCCAGGAAGAAGAUCGAUCAAGUCGAGUCUAAGAGUCAUGUCUGUCUGUGUCGGUCGUUUCGAGAUGCAAUCCCUUUCCUUCCUUGGAUCGGAUCGGGAUGUGAUGUGUUGGAACUAUGUUUACCUUUGAAUCAAUGAAUGAAAUCAAGUGGGAAUUCGAGAUGAAAA
Lolium rigidum is the source of this 967-nucleotide messenger RNA. RefSeq names its product glycine-rich RNA-binding protein blt801-like. The record is from RefSeq and is a predicted model, not a curated record. NCBI's taxonomy places the organism in Eukaryota, Viridiplantae, Streptophyta, Magnoliopsida, Poales, Poaceae. The coding region runs from base 104 to 628 and encodes 174 amino acids. The transcript is spliced from 2 exons. Gene Ontology annotation, molecular function: RNA binding.